AUCAACUGAACACACGACAUCUGCUGAUCUGCAAAGAUUCGCUUCAUCUUGAUCUCAUGUGUGACCGUUCGUGAGAUCUUUUGUUACGUCCAUCGUCACUUGACUAUUAUGCCAGCAUUGUAGAAUUACUCGUGUACUUGAUGCACUUGAUGCAGGCUUGCGCAGCCGUCAAACUUUAAUUUCGGUUGAUAAUAUGCAGGCGCAAACCUUAAGCUUCAAGCCUGGAACAAAUAGCACUUGCGGCCUAGAUCGUGCUAGUACAGUCACACAGAAGCCUUCCUAGUUCCUACUCAGUUUGCGCCAAAGGCACAACUAUUGAUCUCUUGCUCUUUGAGCGGCUUCACACCUAGCCAUUGCUGGCGAGAGUAUCAGCUAUAGAGAGCCGAAAGCUUUGUGCCAUCAAGACUUGACUAUGAGCAACCCCUACACCAGCUCCUCUCGAUAUGUUCGGCUAGCUAUCUCCGUGGUUGCUGCUCUGACAGUCAUAAGUGCACUGUGCUAUGGCUUUUCGAGUGACAGCAAAGUCAGCUUGACUGACUACUGGCCAGCUGCCAAGGCCGAUGCCGCUCUGUUGCCGCACGACCCUGAACUUGUCGAUUCUCGGCCCUUGCAGCCCGCUGAGCAGCUCAGUUGGCCAGUGACACAGGCAUCUAAGCCUUUCUCUGAAUUCUCCGGAGUAGCUACGCAAUCUUUGUUUCCUCGCCCAGGUGCACACUCUGUACCGAAGGGCUACGGUCGAGGAUUAAUAGAUCCGUUGCCUACCAUCGAUUUCACCAAGUAUAAAGAUCUACCGCACGCACACGCGAAUGCGAAUGAGCGCUAUACCUAUGCCACUUUUUUGUGCAACCACGAUCCUGAUCCUCGGCAUGCAUACCUUGCCGCUGUACAGUCGCUGGUCUGGCGCAUCCUUUGGAGCUCUUGGUCUUCCAAGAAAUAUCCUAUGCUGGUCCUUGUCUGCCCGAUAACGCCGCAUUCUGUUCGAGAUGUCCUUCGCGGGCAAGGUGCUAUCGUCGAAGAACUACCGCUUCUAGAUGGUCCGAAGGUUGAGCAAAAUGUCGGCCGAUGGCAAGACAUGUACAGCAAGCUCAACAUCUGGAACUUGACGUCUUGGGACAAGAUUGCAUUUUUGGACGUGGAUGCCUUGCCUGUCGACAAUAUUGAUGAGGUCUUUGAAGUGCCGACACAGCUGUGCAACAAGACUAAAUUGAAUGCUGACGAUUAUCAGCUCUAUCGGGACAAUCCUUCGGAAGCUGAGGGGUACUGCAACUACCUUUUCGCUGGUGUCGAGUGGCAAGAUGACUUUUUGGGGCGACCUGAGCUGAAUGCUGGGUUUCUUGUGUUGAAGCCAAAUAGGCUCAUGCACGAGCGACUGCUUCUCGCCCGCUACAAGACAGACAAAUACCCGUCGAGCCAUGUUGAACAAGGACUACUUGCAAGCGAUGAGGUUGGCUUUGGUCAAAAGUCGGCCUUCCCGAUGCAUCGAUUGAGCUCCGUCUACAACGUUGGAGCGGGCGUAAAUCACGACCAAGAGCUCGUUGUGCGAGCCAAGGUGCUUCAUGAGAAGUUGUGGUACAAAGCUAUGAUGGUCCACAGUGAGCGAAAUCACAAUACUUGGGACAUCGAUUGGAUGGCGAUGUGCCGCUUCUACGACUCGCCUGCUUUUCACGCAUCCCGUAAGUUGGGCUUCCUUCGUAUGACUGUAAUCGACCAGAAUUUCCAAUUUGGAGACGUCCUUUACUUGGAUAUGCUCGACGAUCAGCAGAGAACAGAGCGUUUGGAAUCGCUCGACCGAGACAGGAAAGCAGCCCAAAAAAGCCCCAGCAGAUGAAGCGCGAGACCAAUUGACUUUGGCUCAAGGCGCCCGACCGUGGACUCGCAAGAUGUAUCAACCGUUCGCGAGCGGGUAGAAAGCUUUCCAUUGUAUUUGUGAG
Protomyces lactucae-debilis is the source of this 1931-nucleotide messenger RNA. RefSeq names its product nucleotide-diphospho-sugar transferase. The transcript has a single exon. NCBI's taxonomy places the organism in Eukaryota, Fungi, Ascomycota, Taphrinomycetes, Taphrinales, Protomycetaceae. Gene Ontology annotation, molecular function: glycosyltransferase activity. Bases 413 to 1828 code for a protein of 471 amino acids. The record is from RefSeq and is a predicted model, not a curated record.